Lathyrus sativus (Indian pea) is the source of this 1101-nucleotide messenger RNA. The record is from the annotation of a GenBank genome assembly. Lineage: Eukaryota; Viridiplantae; Streptophyta; Magnoliopsida; Fabales; Fabaceae.
AUGGAGUUUCCUCAUUUCUCCAUCUUUAUAGCACUCAGUCUUGCACUUGUUGUAGCAACACAUGCUGCGCUACCUCCUGAGUUGUAUUGGAAGUCCAAACUUCCAACAACUCAAAUGCCAAAAGCCAUCACAGAUCUCCUCAACCCAACUGAUUUGACAGAAGAGAAAAGUACCUCAGUAGCCGUAGGAAAAGGUGGUGUCAAUGUUGAUGCAAGAAAGCCAAAACCAGGAGGAACCGCAGUUAACGUAGGAAAAGGUGGAGUCCAUGUUAAUACAGGAAAAGGAAAACCUUCAGGUGGAACAGCGGUUAACGUUGGAAAAGGUGGUGUCAAUGUUAACACAGGAAAAGGAAGAGGAAAACCAGUUCAUGUUUCAGUUGGAAAUCGUUCUCCAUUUCAGUACAAUUAUGCUGCAACUGAAACACAGUUACAUGAUGAACCUAAUGUAGCACUUUUCUUCUUAGAAAAUAAUUUGCAUUAUGGAACGAAGUUGAACUUGCAAUUCACGAAAACAACCUCAAACAGCGAAGCAAAGUUCUUAACUAAAGAAGUUGCUGAUUCAAUCCCAUUUUCAUCAAACAAGGUAGAUAGCAUCCUUAACAAGUUCUCAAUCAAAAAAGGCUCAGACGAAGCUGAAAUUGUGAAGAACACAAUAAACGAGUGCGAAGAAAACGGUAUCCAAGGUGAAGAAAAGCUUUGUGUUAAAUCAUUGGAAUCUAUGGUUGACUUCACUACUUCCAAACUUGGAAACAAUGUUGAAGCGGUUUCAACAGAAGUGAAAAAAGAAAGUAGUGAGUUAGAAGAAUAUGUAAUAGCGAAAGGAGUGAAGAGAUUGGGAGAGAAGAACAAAGCUGUGGUGUGUCACAAAGAGAAUUAUCCAUAUGCAGUUUUCUACUGUCAUAAAACAGACACAACUAAAGUCUACUCAGUGCCAUUGGAAGGUGUUGAUGGAAAUAGAGUUAAAGCUGUUGCUGUAUGUCACACAGAUACAUCACAAUGGAAUCCUAAACAUUUGGCUUUUCAAGUGCUUAAUGUUCAACCUGGAACUGUUCCUGUUUGUCACUUCCUUCCACAGGAUCAUGUUGUUUGGGUUUCCAAGUGA